This is a messenger RNA of Exophiala aquamarina CBS 119918, 1377 nucleotides long. RefSeq lists its product as uncharacterized. The coding region runs from base 1 to 1377 and encodes 458 amino acids. The record is from RefSeq and is a predicted model, not a curated record. Lineage: Eukaryota; Fungi; Ascomycota; Eurotiomycetes; Chaetothyriales; Herpotrichiellaceae. The transcript has 2 exons.
AUGGAUGAUGAUAUUCAAGCCAUUCAACCAGAAGUUGAAUCAUGGUAUGGUGCCGAAUUGAGACAUCUUCGUUCAGCGAACGAGCAGGUCGCCUUCUACUCGGCCGAUAGUUACAUCUUCAACGACGGCGUUAUUCCAAGCGAUGCCUCCCAGGAUAUCGUCCUUUACGAUGGCAAGCAUGAGCGUGGGCUACUUAUGCCUAAGCAAAUACACACGUCAUUGGACCCCUUCGUAGCUCUCCCAAUGGGCGUUCCAGAGCAUCAGCGGGUGCGCGUCCAGUUUUAUACUCAAACGCUUGGAGCUGGGAUUUUCGGGGUUUCGGAAUCACCCCGCUACUCUCCAACCGCAGCGACAGGCAUAACCACUGCCAUAUACUCCGAGGUUGGCCGAGCCUGGAUUUGUAUCCUGGUGGAUGAGACCUUGAAUGUUCUGAAAGGGGGCGCUGAUAACAAAGCGCUGUCCCGUCAGAGAGCGCGUGGCUACCACGAGCUCAGCAAGGCAUUGCGAUCUGGAGAUGAUCAUUUUCAGGAAGCCCUUAUGGGUUUGACCAUAUGUGGACUAAGCGAAUUCCGGUUUGGGACGUCUCAUUCAAGGGAUAUGCAUGUCACAGCCGUCGAUAUGUUCAUUCGCUCUAAAGGUGGCAUCAAGGAAGCACUCGCAGCAGCACCGAAUGUUGAACCGUUUUAUGUCAGCGGACAGUUCGGAUUUGGAAGGUGUUAUUUUCCAUCUGCCGAGCAAUUGCAAAGCACCAUUCAAAGGUGGAAAUCUGAUAUUACGAGCAUCCUCUCAAGGCCUCGGCCAAGCUGCAUUGCGACACCUACCUCGUCCCCCGUUGCACCGUUUAUUCGAAGAGACUAUCGCACUCGCGAAGCAAGGAUAAUAAGACUGGCGAUUGAAUCCACUGACACAAUCUCACCACCAACAAUGUUCGCCGCAUCCAUGCAGUUGAGUCUGUUUCUCGAGCUAUCGUGGCUGAUACUACAGUUUGGCAGCCGUUUUGACAUGGCUAUCAACCUCUUCAAACGAAUCGAGUACCUUGUUAAAGGUAGCUUCGAUGGCGGGGUUCCCGGAAACAAGGCUUUCGAACUUCGUGCUGCAGCUUUCGCUACAAUGGUUAGUCGCGCCCGACGGGAUGUUCUUGGUAACUAUUUUCCGACCCAAGUUGCAGAAUCCGAUGCCUGCAUCACCGGCAUCCAUACAGAUGCAAUGAAGAUGUUCCAAUAUCUUGAGCCUGAAGGACGACAAUUUAUUAUCAACAAGCUCGCAAAUUGGUUAUCGCGGAAGGAAUUCUCGACCUAUCAGCCGGAGGCCCUGGAGUCUGAGCUAGCCGUGCUGGAAGAUCAGAUCACUGAAACAUGGGCCAGACUCAAGCCCUGA